Molecule: messenger RNA, 1005 nt
Organism: Neohortaea acidophila
Lineage: Eukaryota; Fungi; Ascomycota; Dothideomycetes; Mycosphaerellales; Teratosphaeriaceae
Product: ser/Thr protein phosphatase family protein
Exons: 1
Coding region: 1-1005 (334 amino acids)
Molecular function (GO): hydrolase activity
Source: RefSeq, a predicted model, not a curated record
AUGGCGUCUCGAAUCCAGACUCGAUGUCUAGUCCUCUCCGACACACACGGCGAAGCGUUACACCACCGCAAAGUUCAAGAAAGCAUCGAUGUUGUCUUCCACUGCGGAGACUUGACCGAAGAGUCAAAGCUCGAUGAAUUUGAAACGACGAUCCGCCUACUCCAAGGAAUCGACGCCCCCCUGAAGCUCGUCAUUCCCGGCAAUCAUGACUGGUCGCUGGACGAUGCAAUGUUCGAAAAGAAAAUCGCUGAGAUGAAGCCCUCACAGGAGGAUCUCAAGUUGGUCGAGAAGGUGUAUGGUCGUGUAGGGGAAGCGAAGCAGCUUUUCGCAAAUGCGCGGGAAACUGGAGUUCACCUUUUGAGUGAGGGCAUCCACCGUUUUGAGCUUACCAACGGCGCAGUUCUAACAGUAUAUGCUAGCCCGUUUACGCAGUCUGUAAACGACUGGGGAUUCCAAUACCACCCUGACGACGACCAUGUAUGGGCAAUCGACGAUACAGUUGACGUGGCCAUCACACACAGCCCUCCGAAAGGCGUACUCGACUACAUCUCGUCUCGCGAGCGAGCCGGAAGUGCCAGUCUAUUCGCCGCCAUUGCCCUUGCGAGACCACAAAUGCACUGCUUCGGGCACAUUCACGACUCCUGGGGAGCAAAGAUGGUCGCGUGGCGUGACGAACCUGGAGACACUAUCUCGCAUUUCACCGCCAUCGACAAUGAGCAGUCGACGACGAUCGAGAGUCUGUCAACUCUCCGGCCAACCAAAUCCGACAACGCACGAGACAUUGAAGAGAAGGGGUCCAGGCGAGACAGUCAUGACGAGAAAGGCUAUUGCGCUGCCAAUCGAACCGCAACACGUGGCAAAGAAACACUCUUCAUCAACGCCGCGAUCGAGGGUGCUGAGGAUUUUCAGCAGCACUGGCCGUGGCUCGCCAAUCUCUCGCUGCCUGCAGCGCUGGACCGGACGUUUUCAAAAGAAACGCGAUCGCACGAGGCGCCUGAGCACUAA